AGGGCGUUGUCAGGGUAACCAGGAAGGGAGGGCUUACUGCAAGAGUCAGCUACUGGGAACUGCAGGAGACCACACCAGCCUGGUUUCAAAGGCUUAAAGGCUUCUCUUUCUGGAGCUCAGAGGACCCACGAUCACCAGCUUCUUCAUCUCCCAGGCCCCAGACACCCAACUGCUCAUCUCCAUGGAGCUCUGUCGGUCCUUGGCCUUAUUCACUGGCUGCCUGGGCCUGGUGUCCAUCCUGAUCGCUUUGAGCACGGAUUUCUGGUUCGUGGCCGUGGGGCCUAACUUUUCAUUUCACUCGGGCCUCUGGCCAGAGGGGUUUCACAAUAUGGUGGCAGCCUACAUCCACGUGACACAGAGCUUCAGCAUUCUGGCCGCCCUGUGUGGCCUGGUGUCGGUGAUCCUCAUGGUCCUGUCCUACAUCCCCUCAGUGUCCAUUCCAGGCCGCGGGCCCCUUGCCUCCUCUGUCACAGCCUUUGUUGCAGCCAUCUUCGUGAUGGUGGCCAUGGUCGUCUACACCAGUGAGCGGUGGAACCAGCCCCAACACCCCCAGAUCCAGUCCUUCUUCUCCUGGUCUUUCUACCUGGGCUGGGUUUCGAUGAUUCUCUUGCUCUGUGCAGGUAGCCUGAGUCUGGGUGCUCAUUGCAGUGCCCCCCGGCCUGGCUAUGACACCUUGUGAGCGAGAGAGGCGACAACAGCAAGAUGAGGCGCUAUUCUCUGAAGACACCAUCAGGAGCCUCAGGCCCCCGUAGCCCCCUCUCCGGCCCUCACCCCCAGCCCUCCCCCAACCCCUUCAUUUGCUUCUUUACCCAUUCAACAAACAUUUGCUGGGAUCUGGUAAUUCUGGGAUUAAUUCCGUCAUGACAUAAGCUGAGGGCAAGCCAGCUCCAUGCUGGGUGACAGAAAGGACUCAGAGCCCUUACCUGUCAUCCAUCUGCUACCAGCCGGUAUAGGGGCCACUGUGGCCCCGUGUCAGCUCCCUUCUCCAGGCCUUGCUUUUCUCCCUGUUUCCAUCUCAAGACCCUGUCCUUUGUCUUUCCCACAUUAGUGCUCUUUCCUUCUUACUCCCUGCUUUUGCCACCCCUGUCUUCACUCUGGUCCUCCUCGCUCAUUUCAUUCACUCAUUCACUCAUUCAUUCAUUCACUCCUUCAGCUGACUUCUCCUGAGUUCAUCCUUUCUGUUGGGUCUCCCUGGGGAUGCUGAUGGGAACCUGAGACCUGGGCCUUGCCCACUGGGGGCUGCACGUCUGGUGGGGGAAUUGAGACAGCAGUCAGGCGGUGGCGGGGGGGAGGUGAGCUUUCUGGGGAGAGGGUGUUUAGGGGUUUCUCGAGGGCCAAGGCAAAGUCAUCCGGGCAGUGGGGCCCAAAGGUGUGGAGAGGCUGGAGGUUUUCAGGGGAUGGAGAACAGUGCUCUGUGGCAGAAUGUGGAAUGCAGAGGUCAUUGGGGUGUGAGGGUGGAGAGGUGGGUGAGAGCCAGGCCCCUAAGGCCACAGUGACUCUCUCUUGAGAGCAAUGGGGGGCUAGAAGAAGGUUGUGAGGUGGGGAGGGACAGCGCCAGCUGUAGGUGCCCUAUAGAUCCCUCUGGGAUAUGCAGGGAUGUCAGAAAGGACAAAGGAGCUUGGCAAUGCAAUGGGUAUGACUGGGACCGGAGCAUGAGACGGAAAAGAGGGAAGGGGCCAGAAAGAUUCAGGGGCCGGAAGGAAUGGGACACAGGGAUCCAAGGGCUUUGUGGAGUGAUGGGCAGGAGGGGGCCAGGUUAGUGCCCAGGGUUCUGGUGCAACCAACUUGGGUGGGAUGGUGGGGUCAUCCCUGUUUUGGUGGGAGAUGUUGAGCUCAGUUGGGAUGUGGUUGGCAGGGGUCUGGGACAGAGAAGUGGGCUGGAGAUGGUUUGGGUUGCUAUCAGAGAAUCGGUGGCCGAGGGAGCCAUGGCUGCAAAGAAACUCAUCGGGUAAGAAGGUGCAGGAUGGAGAUUCCAGGAAAACUAGCCCUGGGAAGUGGAGGGAAGAUCAAGAACAGGAGCCUGCAUGGGGGUCUGAGAGGGCACAGCCAGAGAGUUGGGGGCCUGGAGAGCUUCUGGGGUCAAGGGAAGAAUUUUCAGAAGGAUAUGGUCUAUCAUGUCAUGGCCAUCUGACUCUGAGCUGUCACUUUGUUAGAAAAGCUGUGUGUGUGUGGGUUUAUGUGUGUGUGGGGGUGUGUGUGGGUGUGGGUGGGUGGUUAUCUCUUUAAGUGGCUGAUGGGAGAGGGGGUUCUGGAACUCCUCCUGCCUCACAGAGACCCAGUCUCCCUUCCCCCACACCUCUGGACUCUGUGUCUAAGAAGCCCCCCUGAGCUGGGUGUCAGUCAUUUAGGUGAGUGUGUGCAUGGGGGUUGGGGGAGGGCACUGGACAGGUUAGAGGCACACUCCACUGGAGGAUGGAGAUCUUUGAAAGACAGAGAGGUCCUUAAGCUGUGACUCCCUGUGGCAGCUUCCCUGGCAUGGGGGUGAAGCGGCGCCUUCAGAGCGGGGGCACCUUGCUGGGCUUCUUGGCCCAAAUCCUCACGAUUCUCUCCACUGCCACCAACUACUGGAUCCACUACCCUGGGGGCCACAGUGGCCUGUGGCAGGAGUGUAAUGGCGGCAUCUGCUCCAACAUCCCCUGCCAGAGUGAGGCCCCGCCCGCCCAGAUGUCCCCCACUGGACAGACAGCACCCCCCCCCCCCCCCGGCACUGAGCACAGCUGGCCCCCUCGCCUCACACAACAGCUGGGCACAUCCUGCGGCGCCCCCACCCUCACCCCUUCCUCUCCAGUCUCAGAUCCACCUGCUCCUCCGCGACAAAGACUACCACGAACCCCCACUUUGGGAUCUGCUUCCCUGUUGGGACAUUAACCGCCCCUCAUGAAGCAACUUGCGAGUCCCUAUCCAAACUAGACCGGCGGGUGGGGGUGGUGGCCCGGGGCGGCACCAGCGCGCGGCUGAGGCGGCAGCUCUCCCCAGCCAUGCUGGCGGUGGUGGGCGCGUGCAUGGUGCUGGCGGCGUGCUCCGCCGUCGUGGGUUUGGUGAUGGGGCUGCGGAUUCUGUGCCACGAGGGUGACUCACGGGGCCAGACUAUGAGCGGCACCUUCUUCCUCUGCGGUGAGAUGGUAGCGGGCCCCCAGGCAUAGGGCGGGCUUGGGAGUUGCGGGGGGCAGGGACCCAGGGUCUUGCACUUGGAGGCGCUCGGAAGGGAAUGAGGGGAGGGGCCGGAGACCCAGAGGAGGGCGUGGCUGGGAGGAGGGGGCGUGGCCUGGGCGACGGGCGCGGUCUAGGGGCGCCUCCGCGCUGCGCCCUGGCUACGCUCACCCCGGGCGCGGGGCCCAGGGCUGCUGCUGCUGAUCGCCCUGACAGGCUACACCGUCAAGAACGCGUGGAAAAAUGACGUCUUCUUCUCAUGGUCCUAUUUUUCGGGGUGGCUGGCUUUACCCUUCUCUAUUCUUGCGGGUAACCUGGACAGCGGGAAGAGGGUGGAGGAGACUGCCCUGAGCACCCUCCUCCCCAUAGACUCCCCGUCGCCCUCCCAGGGACUCCCCAGCACACUCCGCUCCCGACUCCCGCACACCCGGCAGGAUCGCCCUUAGAGCUCCGGACCCCCGUCCCCGGGGCGCUCCCCGUCAUCCGCCCCAGGACCCACCGUCCCCCACCCGCCCUCCGCUCCUCUCCCGCCAGGCUUCUGCUUUCUGCUGGCGGACAUGAUCGUGCAGAGCACGGACGCCAUCAGCGGAUUCCCCGUGUGCUUGUGACCGCAGCCUGCCUGGGGCAGAAUAAAGGAACGGCUUUCA
Molecule: messenger RNA, 3797 nt
Organism: Acinonyx jubatus (cheetah)
Lineage: Eukaryota; Metazoa; Chordata; Mammalia; Carnivora; Felidae
Gene: NKG7
Product: natural killer cell granule protein 7
Exons: 5
Coding region: 182-679 (165 amino acids)
Cellular component (GO): plasma membrane
Source: RefSeq, a predicted model, not a curated record